CUCGCAGGUUCUUGCCGUGAUCGCCGCGCGCUCCAGCAUGAGUCUUUGCACCCUGGUUGUUACCUGUCUCUGCACCUUCGUGCUUCCAGUCUUCCUAUUUUUAGCCGCGGUGAAGUUGUGGGAGGUUUUCAUAGUGCGCGGUCUUGAUGGGAGCUGUCGCAGCCCCCUUCCACCGGGUACCCUGGGCUUACCGUACAUCGGAGAGACGCUGCAGCUGAUUCUCCAGAGAAGGAAAUUCCUGCGUAUGAAGCGUCAGAAAUAUGGGUUCAUCUACAAAACGCACCUUUUUGGCAACCCCACCGUCAGAGUGAUGGGUGCUGACAACGUGAGACAGAUUCUGACGGGCGAACACAAACUCGUUGCCGCUCAGUGGCCCGCAUCUGUGCGCGCGAUACUCGGCUCGGACACGCUGUCCAAUGUCCACGGAGUCCAGCACCGAAACAGGAAAAAGGCGGUCGUGAGGGCGUUCUCGCGGGACGCUUUGGAGCACUACAUCCCGGUGAUCCAGGAGGAGGUUAGGUGCGCGGUGAAGGACUGGCUGCGGCGGGACUCGUGCGUGCUCGUGUACCCGGAGAUAAAGCGCCUCAUGUUCCGCAUCGCCAUGAGAAUCUUGCUCGGGUUUGAGCCAUGCCAGAUCAAGACGGAUGAGCAAGCGCUGGUCGAGGCUUUUGAGGAGAUGAUAAAGAACUUAUUCUCCCUCCCCAUUGAUGUGCCCUUCAGCGGCUUUUAUCGGGGUUUAAAAGCACGGAAUUUUAUUCACGCCAAAAUUGAGGAGAACAUCAGGAAGAAAAUCCAGGAAGAUGACAACGAGAAGGAACCCGCGCACAAGGACGCACUCCAGCUGCUGAUCGAAAACGGCAGAAAAAGCAACGAGGCGCUCAGCAUGCAGGCCAUGAAAGAGUCGGCAACAGAACUACUCUUUGGGGGUCACGAGACGACAGCAAGUACGGCAACCUCUUUGGUCAUGUUUUUGGGGAUGCAACCGGAGGUGGUUCAGAGAAUUAGAGAGGAACUCGCAGAAAAGGAGGUUUCCAGCAUGCAUCUGCCUGGGAAGAGUUUAACUAUGGAGCUACUGGAACAUCUCAAGUACACUGGGUGUGUCAUCAAGGAAACUCUGAGAAUGAAUCCUCCAGUGCCUGGGGGGUUCCGGGUGGCGCUAAAAACUUUUGAACUUAAUGGAUAUCAGAUUCCCAAAGGAUGGAACGUCAUUUACAGCAUUUGUGAUACACAUGACGUAGCAGAUGUCUUCCCCAGCAAAGAGGAAUUCCAGCCAGAGCGAUUCAUGGGCAAAGGCUUCGAGGACAGUCCUAGGUUUAACUACAUCCCCUUCGGAGGAGGAGCCAGGAUGUGUGUGGGCAAGGAGUUUGCCAAAGUUCUUCUGAAGACCUUUUUGGUUGAGCUCACACAGCACUGCAACUGGACCCUGUCAAACGGACCCCCAGCAAUGAAGAUGGGCCCCACCGUGUACCCUGUAGACAAUCUCCCCACCAAGUUCACUCCUUACCUCAGCAACUAAUACCUUAACUUUAGGCAUGAACUGAUAGCUUGGGAAUUGUACAGGUUUGAUGUAUGAAA
This is a messenger RNA of Electrophorus electricus (electric eel), 1575 nucleotides long. It is a transcript of the gene cyp26a1, whose product is annotated as cytochrome P450, family 26, subfamily A, polypeptide 1. Gene Ontology annotation, biological process: sterol metabolic process. Lineage: Eukaryota; Metazoa; Chordata; Actinopteri; Gymnotiformes; Gymnotidae. Gene Ontology annotation, molecular function: oxidoreductase activity, acting on paired donors, with incorporation or reduction of molecular oxygen; iron ion binding; heme binding. The record is from RefSeq and is a predicted model, not a curated record.